AUGAUAACUAAAUUUAUCACAGAGGUCAAGGCAGUUUUCAAUCCUUUCUCUCCUAGAGCAAAACCUGCCCGAUUGUUUCUUACCUUCCUACCGUCGAACGCGCGCCAGACAAUGAAAAUUGAAACAAAAAUAUUGGCAAGGACAUCCAAAGAACCCUGCAGCCUGUCACUAAGGUUUAAAGAUGGAAAAGAAAUGAGUCUACAGCCGGAUGUACUAGGUCUCCAAGGAAUGUUUGAUGAAGUUGACAGACACUCGAGAAUACUACUACGAAAAGAAGAAUUGAAUGGAUAA
This is a messenger RNA of Blumeria graminis f. sp. triticale, 291 nucleotides long. NCBI's taxonomy places the organism in Eukaryota, Fungi, Ascomycota, Leotiomycetes, Helotiales, Erysiphaceae. The record is from the annotation of a GenBank genome assembly.